AUGACUUCAAGUGAACAAACAAAAGCAGUUGCACCCGAUUUGACUGUCGAUCAAAUGUUAAUUGGUACUGCGCCUCCUGGUUUUCAAACAGAUGUCAACAAUCUUAUCUCAAAUCGUGUACAUGUUGCCGAAAAUACGUACCCAUCUCAAUGGGCUCCGUCUCUCGAUAAUCAAGGCGGAGCGCUUAGUUCCGACCGUGGUACUCCUCAUCUCCCGGACGGCUUUGAUUUGACCGACGAUGAUGGUGCGGAUCUUACAAUUGGUGGAACUGGUGUUCGCGGCCUGGGUGAUCAUGGGUCGACUGAGUCAGGUAAUGAGGUGGCUGCUGCUGCUGCCUUGGCUCACCACUUUCGGGGCUUAUCUGUUUUUGAUGCAUCUCGAACAAACCACAUCUGGGCUGUUGGUGCGGAACGUAAAAGUCAAAAUUCGGGAGAUGAGUUUAAUACAAGCUCUGGCGAUGUCACAAAUAUCUCCAUUACUUCAAUGAGCUCUGUUACUCCUGCACAAAUUGGCAGUAUUGCUUCCCCACAAACAUGUGCUGAAGGCUCUAACGAAAGUGGAAUAUUAUCUGCCUCCGCAACGGGACCUAUGCCCGGAAUUGACAUCCAUUCUCUGUGGGCAUCAAGGGGACAGCCUCGACGCACAUGGAUUACUGAUCGUCUGUUUGGUUCGGAAGAUAGUACUGAUCCUCAAAAAAGGGGUAGAAACGGAGAUGAAAGCCAGUCACUAGAUGAGGCUGCUCCUGGUAAGCUGUCUGACAUCAAUGGAAGUGCCUGGGAGUGGGGAGAGUCACUACUUAAUACUUCUUCAUGGCGUGCACUUUAUGACAACAGCACUACGGAAACGAGGUCGUUCAGUCAAGUUGUUGCUGAUGAUGUUCACCAGUCUGCACCGUCAUCUGUAUUUCCUGGUCUCUGGGCGCCAAAGGUUGACACCAAUAAUUUCUCUCUGCCACCACAAAUGAAUAUGAGUUCAAGUUCUCAUGAUGGCACCGCGGAUUUCGCCGUUGGUGAAGGCGUCUUCACAACUGCUUCAAGUGCAGUGCCACCUAGUGACAUUGAUGGGAGUGGUAGGGCUGGGCUUUACGGUUCCUUAUUUGAGAAGAAAUACGGUGUCGGUGCAAGCAAUGUGUUUGGUGUGCCACUUGGUCAGUCGUUUUUACCGUUUGAUACGACCAAUGGAAAGCCCACCUUUGGAUGUAAUAGUUCACUGGCGCCACCGUCGACGGGGCUGUCGCCAGUCAGGAACCUCUCAGGUUCGACAACGCCAACCACUACACCGGCAGUCACAAGUAGCAAUAACGAGGCCUCACCGGAACCAAUCUCAACAGUUCCGCCGACUCAUCGCCCCACACAGCCGUCGUCAAUGUGUCCGUCUAUGCCUCUUCCACCCCAGGUGGAUCCAAUGUCAAUGGCCAUGGCCAUGUCUAUGUUCAUGCAGCCUCAAACCGCCGCCACUCCGGCACCGCCCCCACCACAUUCGAACUCGAGUGUUCCGACACCACCAAAUGCUUGGAACCCAUUGGUUUUCAAUAUGCUUAUGCAACAACUAGCCUCAGCUGCCCAGAAUCCCGCUGCGGCGGCUGCAUUGGCUGCUGCGACCGUUUUUCCACCAGCCUUGCCACCACCACCACCUCAUCCCCCAUCGCAGGCCGUACCUAACACUCAACCUCAGGCACAACCCCAGACUCAGCCGCCGGCUGACCUAUCAGCUGAUCAGACCCGUCUUGCAGCUUGUGUGUUUUUUCAAAUGCAUCAGCAAAUGCUUCUCAACCAACAACAACAACAACAGCCGCCUACUUCACCAAGUCAGCAACAACAGCAAUUUGCUCAACUAGCACUUCAAGCCGCUACAGCCGCAGGAGUGAGAGGGGCCGGCACUGCUGGACAAGUCAGUGGAGCACUGCCAGCACAACAAGCUGCGAUUACGCCAUAUGGGCUUCCUCAGAUGGGGAUGCUUCAACCUACGGGCCCUCCGCCGCACACCGGCGGCUCUCCGCUAUUUCCUCCAGGUGCCAACGUUUCACCAACGGCUGGAGGCCCAAGCGUUCCCUCCGCACCCGCGCCACCACCGGGGUUCGCUCGCGUUGUUGCCGCUGCUGCGAAAAAUUUCAGUUCGGGCGCAUCGAGUUACUCCGGUAUCGAGAAUGGCCCAUCUUCGGUGCCUGGCAGUACGGGAGGGCCGGUUAGUAGAAGUCAGUUACUGGAGGAAUUUCGAAAUUCAACGGCUCGUUUCCAGCACAUUCAGCUCUCUGAACUUCGUGACCACAUUGUAGAAUUUGCACGUGAUCAGCACGGCUCGCGGUUCAUUCAACAAAAACUCGAAUCGGCCACUGUUGAGGAGAAAAAUAUUGUUUUUGAUGAAAUUCUUCCCCAGGCUGGCAAACUCAUGGUCGACGUAUUUGGUAAUUAUGUAAUACAGAAGUUCUUCGAAUUCGGAACUGAUGGUCAAAAAGAUCUCCUGUCACAAUGUCUGCAUGGUCAUGUUGUGGAAUUCGCGGUUCAGAUGUACGGUUGUCGAGUGAUUCAAAAGGCUCUAGAGUCAGUUCCACUGGAGUCGAAGAUUCGCAUAAUCAGCGAGCUUCGCCCCCAUGUGAUGCGUUGUGUGAAGGAUCAGAACGGCAAUCAUGUGAUCCAAAAGUGUAUCGAAUGUGUUCCCUCGGCAGAGUUGGACUUUAUCAUUACAACGUUUCGUAAUCAGGUCUUCGCGCUAUCAUCUCAUCCCUAUGGCUGUAGAGUGAUCCAACGCAUUCUAGAACACUGUUCAGCUGAACAGACGCGCCGAAUUCUAGAUGAACUCCACAAAGGCGUUGACAACCUUGUCAAAGACCAGUAUGGAAAUUACGUUGUCCAGCACGUUCUGGAACACGGAUCGCAGGAGGACAAGUCGCGUAUAAUCAAUAGCCUUCGAGGACGUGUGGCCGGUCUCUCAGCUCACAAAUUCGCAUCUAACGUGAUGGAAAAGGCCAUCGCCAACGCUACCCCGAUCGAACGUUCCUCUCUCAUAAACGAGGUCUUGGUAUCCACCGACGGCACUGACAACGGACCUGGCAGUGGUGGUGCUCUUGUCGAAAUGAUGAAAGACCAGUACGCCAACUAUGUGGUUCAGCGCAUGCUCGAACUCGCUGACAAGCAGCAGCGUAAUUGCCUUAUUACCCGUAUCCGUCCCCUCGUUGGUACUCUGCGCAAGUAUAACUACGGGAAACAUAUCAUCACGAAGCUGGAGAAGUACAGUGGAUGUAGCGGAAGUGCUUGCACUGGCGGAAGCGGAAAAAUGGGCCUCGUUCCCGCCACCACUGCAUCCAAUGACCACGUCAAGUCUGCUUAG
Molecule: messenger RNA, 3327 nt
Organism: Mesocestoides corti
Lineage: Eukaryota; Metazoa; Platyhelminthes; Cestoda; Cyclophyllidea; Mesocestoididae
Source: the annotation of a GenBank genome assembly